CCUUUUUAAGGACAUGCUUAGAUAUGUGGGAAUUUAGGUUUUAUUCAAAAUCAAAGGAAGGAUGCUAUGAAUUGUUAAGUUUGUCAAAUUUAUGCUUUCAUUUUCUUGUUGAAGGUGAUAACAUUCAAGCAUAUGUAAGAGGAAAACUAAAUGGUGAAAAAGGGAAAAACAUAGAGACCCCUUAUUUAAAGAGGUCCUCCGCACGAUACAAAGUCGCGCUUCUCCUUCUCGCUCGCUUCUCGGUCAUUCUCCGAUUUCACAGAAAGAAGAAGAAAGAAGAGGAGGAGGAGGAGGAGGAGGAGGAUGGGUUCGACGGAAGACGACUUGGAAGAGUUCUUGCAACAGAAGCAGCGCGUCAGGAACCCUCUCGUACCAGUAGGUGCUCUCAUGACUGCUGGAGUGCUCACAGCGGGUUUGAUAAGUUUCAGACGAGGGAACUCUCAGUUGGGACAGAUGCUAAUGAGAGCUCGUGUGGUGGUCCAGGGUGCAACAGUUGCGCUUAUGGUUGGCACUGCCUAUUACUAUGGAGGAAAUCCCUGGAAAUCACAUUAAAACAUGAAAAAUUUAGUCUCUCUUACCUCAUGAUUUUUUUGUAUCAAUGAGGGGCUACUUCAUUAAUCUGAAUCAGCUUUAUGGCCACAAUCAGUGUCAUUUGUUAAUGUAAUAACAUUCGGAAUGUGGUGAAUAAGCUGACUUGCAAAGUGAAAUAUUGAUUCAUAAAUAACUUUUAUGCAA
This is a messenger RNA of Syzygium oleosum, 735 nucleotides long. RefSeq lists its product as uncharacterized. The record is from RefSeq and is a predicted model, not a curated record. The coding region runs from base 24 to 602 and encodes 192 amino acids. NCBI's taxonomy places the organism in Eukaryota, Viridiplantae, Streptophyta, Magnoliopsida, Myrtales, Myrtaceae. The transcript has 2 exons.